Molecule: messenger RNA, 3452 nt
Organism: Zonotrichia albicollis (white-throated sparrow)
Lineage: Eukaryota; Metazoa; Chordata; Aves; Passeriformes; Passerellidae
Source: RefSeq, a predicted model, not a curated record
UCCCGCCGGCCCGCGCGCCUCUCGCGAGCUUCCCAGCGCUAUUUAAGGGGCGGGGCGGCCAUAGCGCGCCCUUUGCGGUGGGGCCGCGGCGGGCGCAGGCGUCUGCGUGCUGUGCCAGCGCUGCAGGCCGGAGCUGCGGCAGAGACCUCGAAGGAUGCUGAGCUGCGGCUUAGCAAACUGAAACAUGACUGAUACAGAUGAGUCCCAGGCUUCUGGCUCCGAUUACCCUGAUGCCCAGGAGCUGAUCAGCCCCCAGCAGGAGGAGCCAUUCGAGGUGUGCUCAUGGCAAAGGAAUACAGGAGCAGAGCAGUCAAGGCAGAAGGCAGCUGCUCCUCAGGAGCCUGCAGACCAUCCCAACAGCACGUGUAAAUCAUCAGCUGCUUCAGCUGAGGUUUUACUGAUCAGCAGUGAUUCAGAAAGUGAUGUCUCUGCUGCUCGUCCUGAGUGCUCCAUUGCACCUUCCAAGCAGAAAAGGCGAUCUCAAUCUUCAAGGCAACAAGCUGAAUCUGGUACAGAAGUACCUGACAAUGAAAGCUCCUCAGAUUCUUCCCUGUCUCCCCAAAGUCCGGGGAAAUCAUUAGAAGUUCCCAAGCAGCAGAAGUCUAAAUUCAAUUUGAAGGCCAUUUUUGCCUAUCACUUCAGGGGAAGGAAGUUCAAAGCCGCCGCACACCGAAAAUACAAAAUACAGGCACGGAAGAGCAAGAAAAAGUAUGAGAGCACACACAUGCCCACAGGGAGGCCCCCACUGACAGCCUCACCUCAGGAGCAAAAGAGGAGGCUUCUAGACAGGGGUUUUCAAUUCCCUUUUGUUGAAAAACAUUAUGGGGAGAAACAUAUUCCCUUAAAGAUGGUUCUUGACUAUGAGCAAGCAGCUGCAAAGGGGUAUUUCAAGUAUAUUGAAGUACUUAAAUAUGAAGAACAUCUUAAGAAAGCUUUAAAAGCCCUUCAGGCCAGUGAUGACUUAGAAAAAGAGUGUAUGGUGUUACGGAAGCACAAGUACUUAGAUGAUGAAGGCCCCAUUUCCCCUAUUCAGGUGACAGAUGAUGAUGAAGACAGCUUGAAUUCUGAUACUCAGGAACACCUUGAUGCCAGAGUAGUGGAGAACAGCUCUUUCAUUCUAAGCAGCACAAUUCCCAAAAAAAAAAAGUCAAAGCCAAAAAGAAAACAUGCCAAACCGCCUGAAGUGAUUGAAAUAAUGGAUGAAGAAGAGGGUGCUGAAGAGAACUCUGUGCCUCUGCAAGGCUCACCUUGGUGAACAGCAGAUGGACCAGUGAGGUGGCAGUGAUCGUUCCUCAGAGACCUUUUCAUGGGCCUGUUUGGUUUAAAGCAUUGGUCUGGAGUCACUGUUCAUCUCUCCACCCAGCUGCCCAGACACAUUUGGCUUACUUUUAUGUUGUUUUGGAAGAUGAAAUACCUCUUUGUUUUCUUGCUGCAUAAGAUGAGCACACUCAGACUGCAGCAGCAGUUGUAACUACGUGGGGGCCUCCUGAGUUCUUGUGGCUGUUUGCUGACCUGAUUCACAAAUCCUUCACUUCAGUGGACAUGUGUGCAGCAUGGUAGCAAAAGAGGGCGUUCCUGUGAUGUGUGGAACAUAUUGGAAAGCCUCUACUCAAAUGAAGUGCACGUGAUGUCAGGUUCUGAACUAGCACCUUGGUACUUAGAGAAAGUGAAAAAGAAAGAAAUGCAGGCUGCCAUUUCACAAAGUCUGAAGCUGUUUCAAGGGUUAGUGUGACAUCUGAAGUUCUGCCUAAACCUUAAAGACUGAGGGCCUCUGGUCGUCAGUAGGUCAGGAGUCUCUCAGACCAAGCUUACUAAUUUGUGAAGGUUUCAGGGACUGUUUUCAACAUUACACUACUAUAUUUUAAUGGAUUGUUCAUUUUGUUAAGGGAAGAAUUUAUUGUAACCUAAGUUUGCCCAAGGAAUGUUCAUAUAAAUUCCUCAGUCAAAAAUGAGAUAAACUGGUUGACUGCUUAAACUGAUAGUUUUGCAUUGACCAGUAAGUUACACUCAGUAGGGAAUUUAUAGGGAAGAUUCUGCAGAGUUCUGUAGAUAAUUCCCAUUGAUGUUUGCUUCUCAGGUAACUUAACUUGUAAUUAAAAACUUGCUAAUAUGAAGGACCUGCUAGUGUAUCUCACCCUCUUCCUUCCCCAGAAUGUCUUGAAACAACAUAAAAUGACAUUUACUGUGAUCUGUACCAAGUACUUUCCCAGUCUGCUUCAUUUUGAUUUAUCAUAUCUUGUGUUAAUUUAUGGCACCAGAAGUGUUGAGGUCUAUCCCGAUGGGAUCUUUCCUGUAGGUUCAUGUCGUUGGAAACGCCUCACAGAAUAAACUUGUGGUUUGCCUUUACCCACUUAACUACCUGUUAGCUCUGUGGGAUAAAACUGCAAGACAAAUCUUAGAGUACAAUCUGAGAAUGCAGGAUGCCCAGUGGUAUCCUUUAGGUGUACUGCAACAUGCUUGGAAUACAAAGCAAAAAAGGAUUGAAAUGGAAAAGCUUGGUUGGAGUCAGUGUGUUCUGGGACUUCAGGUCCCAGACAUUCUGAAUUACAUGGGCUGAACUUCGUCUCUUGCCCAGGUUUUUGUGUAGGCGCCUGCCUUGUAACACAGUUUAUUUUCCUGCUUGUUUUCUGGAUGGCUUGAAACAGUCUAUUGCCCCCUUUAAUCAUGCAGGAGUGAUUAUUCUUUUUUGUUUCAGUGGCUGUAGGUGAGAAGAGAGCACUGUAACGUCUGUUAUGAAGUAACUUCUUAAACUUCAAGCAUUUUUGUGUUGUAUGGAGAGAUGCUCAACAGUUUGAUACUGAGAAGCAAUAUUUUGUUAGUUUCUUCGAGUUAAUUUCUGAGCAGAUCAGCCAGUUUUCUGCUAUACUGUUUAAAUCCCUGCAUUCUGUUCUAUAGAAAAAGGAGUUCAAAGUAAAAGAAGCAAAGUACUCGGGGAAAAGUACAAAUCUUCACACAGGAGAAUUCUGAAGCUGCUGUUUCUGUUAGUCUCUUCUCCCUCUCAGCUGCACAGCAGUUCUGUAGAGAGUACCUCUUCCUGCCUGACACCCUCUGGUGCAUGCAAGAAGCUCAAAUGUAAAAUGAGCUGUGGUGGUUGAAGGUCUGUGCACGCAGCAGCCUCCUCCUGGUGGUCAGAUGGUCAGAAAGCAGUGCAGCAUUUGGCAUCCUUGGUUUCCCGUCUGCUGUGCCUGUUAAACCAGGUGCUUGAGGAUACAGAAUGAAGUGAAUUGAAUUGCCCUGAGUUAAGAAAAAAGAUGGAAGCAAUUUGUUUGACAGGGUCUGCCACCAAGUUGCUUCUGCAUGUCAGAGGCAUGAGAAACACCAUGUGGGAGCUGCCAAAAUCCUGCUGAUGUUGAUGCAAGCCUGCUCUAAAGAACUGCACAGCUGUUCCAGACAAAGAAAGAACCAUCCCUAGAGUGUUUAUUGCAGUUUUUUGAAUUAAACAUUCACUUUAA